AUGCCGUCGUCGACGCAGUCAUUGACCGUCGCAGCGAAGACGCUACGUAACCGGAUCUUCUCCAGGUCCGGAUCCACAUCCGCCGGGCCGAGUCGCUGGGCCACACCAGGUCACGAGGAAAAGCCCAAAGGCUACUUCAUGAACCGUCCUCCUCCUCCGCCGGGACAAUCUCGCAAAUGGGAAGAUUGGGAGCUUCCUUGCUACAUCACGAGCUUCCUCACGAUCGUCAUCCUCGGCGUGGGGCUCAAUGCGAAGCCUGAUCUUUCGAUCGAGACUUGGGCUCAUCAGAAGGCUCUGGAACGGCUCGAGAUCGAGAGGCUCGCGUCCGUUGGGGAUUCUUCUGAUUGA
Molecule: messenger RNA, 348 nt
Organism: Eruca vesicaria subsp. sativa (arugula)
Lineage: Eukaryota; Viridiplantae; Streptophyta; Magnoliopsida; Brassicales; Brassicaceae
Source: the annotation of a GenBank genome assembly